UUCUCCCGGGUCUCCAACGGUCAGAGAUCGCCGAUUCGUAUGUCGUGUUAUCAAUCUGUGAAGUUCGAGUGUUGAGUAUUUGUCAGUUCGUUAAAAAAUCAUUAUGUGAUUUUUGUUUUAUUUUUAGUUGUAAUUUGCUUAGUUAAUUUGUUCUUUUAAUAUUCUCUUCGUCUAAGAAUGGACUCUACGGACUUAAACAACAACUCAGCGGAGGAAAAGAUUUACUCGCUCCGUCCCAGAGCUUCUAUCAAGAGUAACCGGGAGUUCGACCAGGAGGAAGACAUUUGGAAGCCACGAGGACGGACCAAGAAGAGGACGAAACAGAAGUCAGCGCCACUCAGCAAGUACAGGAGGAAGACUGCCAACGCGCGAGAGAGAUCGAGAAUGAGAGAGAUAAAUGAAGCUUUUGAAGCUCUACGAAGAGCUGUGCCUCAUCUGAACUCUAAUAGUGAGAAUCCCGGUGAAAAGAUCUCGAAGAUAAUGACUUUACGAUUAGCUAUGAAAUACAUCACAGCUUUGAGUACCGCGUUGCAGGAACCUUGUUUCGGGGAGACUUCGCUGAGCGAUGUGAUGCUUAGUUGUGAAGGGAUGUUGACUCCGGGGUCUAUCAGUGAACCGUCAGAGUUUGGUGAUGACUUUUUCGCGACACAGUUGCCCAGUGAGUCUAUGUCAUCUACGUCCCCUUCCUACGAUGUCCCUGGUUUGGUGACUCCUCCAUUGAACGACACCUUGCACCUCCCCCCGUUCAACCACCUCCGUCCCGAACCCGUAGCGCAAUCAACGCAGGUAUCCUUACCAUCCUCUAGUACACUUCUUCAAGCUCUAACUUCAGAAAAGAUACCUUAUUUACAUCAAAAUCAACCCAUUAUGCGGAAUAACUGUGAUCUUCGUAGCCACACAUUGACGCCUCCUGACGACCUGUGUAGAAACUCUUUCAGUUACCAGUUUAAAGAAAACUCUUUACCCUCCUCGACCUUCGCGACACCCUCAUUCCUGACUGAUUUUGACGGGCUUCCCUCACCAGCGAUGGACUUUGAGGACUUAUUCAUCAAGUGAUUGGUAAAAACCGAGUUUAGAAUGUGAUCACGUUUGUGAAAUUUUUCCUCCUUAAAAGCAUUUCAGAAAGUGUUCAUGAAGGUUGUGAGUAAAUUUUAAAUUUUAUUUAGAAUCGGAACUGUAAAUAUAGUUAUCAUAUAUUAUUUAGCCUCUACUCUGAGUGGGUUGAACUCAUCGAGCAAAAGUUAUAAUAACUGAAAAUCAAUUUUAAGCAGAAUUGCAAUUUUUUGUUUUUUUGUUUAACGAUUUUAUAACAUUCUAUAAUUUCAGAGCAAGAAACUGGUUCCAAUUUUUGUUUUUUGGUAUUAAUGGAACAAUUAUAUACGAUGAGGUUAAAAAUUCUCAUCAUAAAUCAUAUAGUGGAUGUUUCAGGGGACGUAUUUAUGUACAUUUUCUCAUAAAGAAUAUUUAUUUCCUGUAAGAAAGUUUUGGAAGAAUUGUUACUAUAUCAGAUUAAAACUGAAGGCCUUUGCUUGUAGUUAAUCUAAAUUAAAACUGGGUAAAAUCAAAAGAUUUCUUUAUAGAAGACUGACUUUUAUAGCCAACGUAAUAUCUUUUUGGGUCCCCCAUUGCUCUUGUGAGGACUUUAAAUGUGUAAUAUUUAACGAAUGUACUCAAUAAAUGUUAGUGUACAACCAUUACCUUGGGUUACGAUUUGCAUACAUUCACAUAUAUAACCGAGGGACUUAAAAAAUAAUUUUACUUUAUAUCGACUUGAGAAAACUUGUUAUAUAAAAGGCAUGUUAUCAGAUGAACCUUCUUUGCGAAACAUACCAAUUUUUAUUUUAUUUAGUAUUGGAGGCUUUGUAUAGUGUAAGAUUAGUUUUCAAUCCUGUUUAGUUAAUAAGUGCCAUUGUUUAUACCAUUUGUUGAAAUGUAUAGUAAAGAUUUUU
Messenger RNA from Macrosteles quadrilineatus (aster leafhopper), 1949 nucleotides. Its product is annotated as class A basic helix-loop-helix protein 9-like. Gene Ontology annotation, molecular function: protein dimerization activity. NCBI's taxonomy places the organism in Eukaryota, Metazoa, Arthropoda, Insecta, Hemiptera, Cicadellidae. The transcript has a single exon. The record is from RefSeq and is a predicted model, not a curated record. Bases 178 to 1056 code for a protein of 292 amino acids.